Pungitius pungitius (ninespine stickleback) is the source of this 1446-nucleotide messenger RNA. It is a transcript of the gene ube2a, whose product is annotated as ubiquitin-conjugating enzyme E2A (RAD6 homolog). Lineage: Eukaryota; Metazoa; Chordata; Actinopteri; Perciformes; Gasterosteidae. The transcript has 6 exons. Gene Ontology annotation, cellular component: HULC complex. Gene Ontology annotation, biological process: proteasome-mediated ubiquitin-dependent protein catabolic process; protein polyubiquitination; DNA repair. Gene Ontology annotation, molecular function: ubiquitin conjugating enzyme activity. The record is from RefSeq and is a predicted model, not a curated record. Bases 146 to 604 code for a protein of 152 amino acids.
UAGACUAGCACAGACAGCCAAAUAUUUGACACUAGCAAUUGUUGGCUAGUCAGUUAGGAGUUAAAAUAAUACGGAGAAAAACAUAUUUUCCUACACAUAAUACAUUUACGUUUAUGCCAAGGAUUUAGGUUUCUGUGUCAACGGGAUGUCAACUCCAGCGAGACGACGUUUAAUGAGAGAUUUUAAACGACUGCAGGAGGAUCCUCCAGCUGGAGUUAGUGGGGCGCCAUCAGAAAACAAUAUCAUGGUAUGGAAUGCUGUCAUUUUUGGUCCUGAAGGAACACCUUUUGAGGAUGGAACCUUCAAACUUACCAUUGAAUUCACAGAGGAGUAUCCAAAUAAACCUCCAACAGUGCGAUUUGCCUCAAAAAUGUUUCAUCCAAAUGUGUAUGCAGAUGGAAGCAUAUGCUUAGAUAUUCUUCAGAAUCGUUGGAGUCCAACCUAUGAUGUCUCCUCAAUCUUAACUUCAAUACAGUCUUUACUGGACGAGCCAAACCCAAAUAGUCCAGCCAACAGCCAGGCAGCACAGCUGUACCAAGAAAACAAGCGGGAGUACGAGAAGAGGGUUUCUGCUAUUGUUGAACAGAGCUGGCGUGACUGUUGACCCCUGCUGUCAUUGGAGUACGAACGGCAUCCGGCCCAGAAUCCAUCAAUCAAGAAGACCGCUGAUCUCAGAAAUAAAGUGACACUUCUUAAAAUCCUUCUCGGUAUAUUUGUCCCAUAGCUGUUGCUAAGUUUGUAUGCCGUCGUGUUGUGGCAUUCAUUGGUGCCAAAUUGCUAUUGUUGGACUAUAGCGUAUGUUUGUUAAAAGUAAAUGUACCUUGUUAUAUCUGGGUUACUUGCUACAUGCACCAACAAAACAAAAAAAAAAAGCCGGUGUCAGUCACUUUUUUACCUGUUUAUUUUUACAUGAAGUAAAUUGGUUGGAUGAUACGGUGACAGUUAAUUAGAUGUGCUUCCUGAGUGGUUUGCUGUGUGUGUAUCAAAAUUACGCAUUUCUUUCAGUUUUAUGUCUGUCUGUCCUUUGAAUGCCUUUUAGAGGGAUAGAGAAUUAACCUGGCAUGGAGAUCCAUCCCUCACACGUUGUCAGCUCAACAAAUGCCUUUGCAGGGUGACUUUUCUCUCAUGCUGUUCCUUGUAUGGCCACGCCUUUUGGGUGUAAAAACCUUUUAGAAAUCGAAUAUAUACGUCCCUCUUCAACACAGAAACAAUAGAUUUAGUUCCCUUUUUGGGCACUUCACUUUGUUUCAAGCACAUACUUUCAUAAUGCUUGCAUUUAAAGGCAGUUUCAGAACAUUUCUAUGCUAUUUUACAAUCUAAAAAAAUCAACUGAUAUAAGAAGCUGAUGAAAGUGUUAAACAGGAUGUUUUCAGAUUAUACAACUUUGCACUGGUAACCCAUGUAACAAACUGUACAUUUUCUUGUAAAUAAAAUAAAUAUACAUCA